AUGCUUGCUGAUCACCCGGACACUCUUAAUGAUAUUGGAUGUGCAGGGGCCAUCGCAAGACGAGGCAAACAUCAUGAAUGUACAUUAUUCGAGUCAUUGACGAGUUACGGAGGCAGUUGUGCUUCUACUCGAACAUUCGCUCAAGAUGCGUCGAUUCUACCAGAUGAAACGGAAUUGACAGAUACUUGGGAAAAUUUGGAGUCGUCGAAUGGUUGGCGGUUUACUGAAUUUGAUAUAAAUGGGGAGAGCGUGACCGGGCUGGAUGAAAAUGGAGCAGACAGAACCUACACUGCCUAUGGUCAAACGAAUAUCAAACUUACUGUUCGUGGAGAUGCAAUUCUGACGCAAGAUGAGAUCACCUAUUUGACCGACGGGGAUCCUGCGACUGCUCUUGUCUUCGAUGGUUUCACCGCUGCAGACAGACCUGCUGACGACUUUCACAGCUUGAAAUACGAGUUUUUCAGCAACAAAAUUUUGAAGACCCCGAAAAGGAUGCUAAUUCAGAAAGUUGAAUUGACGGUGGUAGAUCCUGAUCAACAAACAUUCGUUGAUUUGUCCAACGUUCUCUAUUCCGGCUACAGUGGAGCGAAGGCUGAUCUGUCUCUUGGUGCUAUCACUCUCGUAGCAAAAGACAGCAACGGAGAUUACGCCGAAUACGCGAAAAGCGAAUAUGAUUCCAACACCGAAAUUUUCACCCUCCAGCAUCGAUCAAGUCUCUACGCAAUGGUCACAGACAACAUUGAGGUCCGAAUCCGCGACCCAAAGGUAAAAAUCAGCAGUUUGAAAAUAUUCGUGUUCGACUGUGAGAACCCGGCAAUUGAGUCUACUGGAACGUCGGAAGAGGUCUCAAAGCUGAUUGCUUUUGCGAAUCCAAACUAUGAAAAUGCAAUGAUUGGUGACAUCUCGAAUAAUGUCCUGAACAUGUGUCUUCGAUUAGGCGCUAGUGCAAUAAAUGCUGAUGGUAGCCCUAUUCCUCUUGCUGACCAUACACCGGUCUACACCCUUCUCGAAGAAGACGGAGGCCCGAGUGAAACCGAAUGGCUGACCGAGGGUCCAUGCAAUCGCGCAGGCGCCGCCGUAGACGUGUUUUACACCGAUGAUUGCCUCGAAGACGAUAAAUCCAUGGCCGACCUCAAAGUCGCUCUUAUCCAAUCAGAUGAAGCGAUCGACAGCGUUACGAAAGCAAAAGCGGCAUGUGCUGCUUAUGGAAUGUACCCCGCUUAUUCUGAUAUGACGAUGGUCCCUUUUUCGGGCGACAAUGGAAUUGAAAUGGGAACCCUCUAUCGAAUCUUCAAAAAAUGGGUUGAAAAAUACAGAAGCAUGGGGAACGCGAUUCAAAUUGUUCAAGAAGACACCCUUCACACGCAAUUCAUCGGAUGGGUCCUUGGCGCGCAACUCGGCGAGCACACAUCAUCUCAGAAUAAUCCUGUUACGGAAGUGAGAGUGAUGGGGACGAAGAAACAAAUAUUUGGCCCGUCGGGCUCGCCAGAAGGCUCUGAAGAAACUGGUGGAUUUGGACUAUGCAGUGAGGGUCUCUAUUUUAGUGAUAAAUGGGGCGGAAGUGCAGAUGGGAGUUUUGGCUUUGAUCAAGCAUGGUUGAAUUAUGUUAGUGGAAGCAGUGUUGCCGCCGCUGCUGAGAAAGGAGUCAUCAUGGAUGUCACUUUCGAUGGUCUUGGAAAUGAAGGUGCCUAUUGCAGCUACUGGAUCAACGAUUUCAGCUACCAAGCGAUCAUGUGCGCAUCACGUGACGAGCCAACACCAGACUGCUCCUCGCUCCAGUUCUGCGACGAUGCGACCUUUACCGCUUCCAACCCUGAAGCAAAUCUGCGAGAACAGACAUUCACUUUUUGCUGUGGAAGAAUUCCUAAUGACAAGUCAGAGGGAAACUCGCAAUCGAGAAAUGUAAAUGCGGAUCACCCAAUGGUCUUGGAAUGGCAGUUCAACCUCGAUUUCUGCUUGAAUGUUGACCCCUGUGCUUUGGACCCAGGGCCAUGUGGAAACGGAAUUUGCACGCCGGUGACAUCUGAUAGAUACUUUGAAGGGAUAUUAGAAUCCGGGCAGCACAGCAUGUAUUACACCUGCGAAUGUCCUGUUGGAACAAAACUUGAAAAAGGAGACCCCUUUACUUAUGUUUACGACAAUCCAAGCGGAGAAGCCAUCAAUGAUUUUCAAGAUUACACGACAACCAUUGGUUAUGAAUACAGUUGCGUUGAUGUUAAUGAUUGCGAGUUCACGACUUGUUCUGAUUAUGGCCUGACAUGUGUUGAGGGAGCAAUGGGUGGCUCGACCUGCGAAUGCGCGGAUAAAUCAGUGAACGCUGUUUGGGAUGGAGCACAAUGGACUUGUGGCGAGCCGGAGGUCGAAGUUGGAUACUGCGAGGGACUUGAGCGAGAGCGAAUGCCAGUGGGUUUUCGAAAAGUUUGGCCGACCAAUUGGGUGAAUGGAGGAGCAAGUUGUUCAGCUCCUCCUUGCUAUCCUGAUUCCUCCCUCAUUGAAGACCAGACUUGGAAGGGAAUGUGGAUUUCUCCAAUGUGGGCGGAUAAGGACCCGGAAAAUCAUGCAGCCAUUCGAUUCGACAUCAUUGGAGAUCGAAAAAUAAAACAAUGGACUCUUGCCGACAAUUCGAUAGAGUACGAAGUAGAUCAUCUUUUCGACGACGACCCAAACACUUUCUUUGAGUUUGAUCAUUUCAACCAAUCAUACCAAGCUUCCGAUAUUCCUGAUUCGCAUGACUUUCAGCUUAAUUUUUAUUUUUUCGAAAAAGAUGACUAUGUAACGCGGAAAAAGAUGCUUUUCGAUCGUGUUGAAAUCACUCUUCACCAAUCAACAAUUGAUCGACUCCAGUUCGGCGGAAUUUCAGAGCCAAGUAAUUUGCCAGGAGCUGAAUAUAGAGGGCCAAAAAUCGAAUUUGACCGAACCAGGAUUUAUGCACACAUCAAUGAUGUUGGCUUUGGCGAUAUAUUGGACACUCGAUGGGACUUGAGCGGCGAAGGAGAUGCGCCAAAUACAUACGAGAUCAGCGUUGGCUCAACUAACCAUUCGAUCGUGACUGAUGCCGUCUUUUUGGUUGUCACUGAUCCGGCAAUCAGAAUCGCAGAAGUCAAAUUUCACUUUUUUGACUGCGAAAGUCUUGAGCCGAAGCAAUAUGUGAACCCAAACUAUGAAUUUGGAAAAAUCCUCGACAUGUCAUCAUUAGAUCAUUCUGCUUGCGGAGCCUUUCCUCUCGACCCAGCAAUACUUGACAAAGAAGUUCCCCUUGCGAUUUCGGACGGAAACCUUGGUCUCGCAGACGCUGUCAACUCUUAUCACCAUUUUGAGUAUAGCAACUUUGGAGGGGAUCCGACUUACACUGUUGAUCUGAUGGGAUACAAAUACGCAAUUAUUGAAAACAUCAACAGCGGUCCAAAUGACAUCGAUGACCUCGAAGGCAUCUGCGCCCAAUACGAUAUGACACUGCCUUUUGGAACUGGCAUGGAAAGCUUUUCAACAAGCGGGAUUGGACAAGCAAUCGAUUAUUUUCAAAAUACUCCACAUGCUUCAUGGUCUGAAACAGUCCCAACUUUCCGGGUUUUUCUUGGCAUAAAAGCUGAUGGCGCUGAUUCCUUGAUUCUAUCUGCGCCCUCUGCGACUCCAGUUUAUUAUGGAGGAUUGCCGAAUCAUAACGAUCCGGGUGAAUGGGGAACGGAUCUCUGUUUGGAUGACUUUUUGCCCGGUGAUGUUGUCGAGAACGAAUUUAAACUUUGCUUGGAUCAAUGUGCUAGCGAAGACGUUUACGCUGCGCUUUUUGACACUGGAACCGGAGAAUACGCAAUUGAGUACACGAGAGGAGCAAGUGGCGAAUGCGGAAUGACUAUCGAACAAAUAGCCAAUUCUCCCACAAGCGCAAUAAUGUGCAUGAAAAAAGUUCAAACGGAAUAUCUCUGUGGGAGCUCAAUCAAUUGCAUUGACGAAACAGUAGAUAGCAAUUUUAACACUUACGACACUCAGUGCUGUGGGAUCGCUGGCGUUACUUCAGCUGGAUCUGGCUAUGAUGCUCAUAUCUGUGGCCCUUCCGAUCCUUGCUCUCUUCACUCAUGUGGAACUGAUCACACUUGCGAGGAGCACUUGGAAUCGAGGAAAAUUUGGGACUACCACGGAGACUACAAGUGCAAUUGCAAAAAUGGCGGUUUCUACUACGACUUUGACGGGAAAGAAUGCCUCUUGGUCAAUGAAUGCGCAGAUGAUUUCCACUCCUGUGGAUGCACUCUUUGCGUAGAUGAAGAAGAGGGGUACUCUUGUGCGUGUGAGACCGCCCAAAGUGUUCAAAUUGACGAACAAGGUGAUGCGACGUGCUUUGAAUGCCCAUGUGACAUGACUUGUGACAACGGCCCGGGGCUGUGUACAAAGAGAGAGGAUUGCUCAGUUGAUGCUGGUCAGACUUGCAGUGGAGAUCCAUGCGAUGCAUUUGGCCUCAAAUGCCCAGUUGGAGGUCCUUAUGUCAAGCCCGGCUCGCCUGGCUGGGUUUUGCCAGAUCCAUCCGUACUCACCUGCGAUGGAGCAGCUUCUUCCGACAUUUGCGCAUGGGACUGUGAAGGUGAAGGCGUCGGCUGGAGCUGUGAGCAAGAGUAUUGUUUUUCGAAAUCGGACUGUAUCUUCCGUUGCCCUCACGGGACAACAUGCAUGAAGGCGAAUUUUUGGGAAUGCACUCAUCCUUCUGAAUGUACUCAAAUUUGCACGGAGGAAUUCAAUCUGGACUGCGAUUGCCCAGAGGCACAUACAUGCCAGUCCUCCUUUGAACAUCCGAAUAAUGCUGAUGCAUUUAUCUGUGGAACAAUUGAUCAAUGCUCCGAAGAUCCGAAAAUCACGUGUCAAGAUGUCUUCAAAUGGGAAAUCAAUUCGCACCUCUACAAGUGCUUUUUUGACGGAUCACCAAAUUACGAAUGUUUGGACGACACUUGGGACUAUCUUCAAGAAAAUUGCUACCCGCCGGAGUGUGAGCCAGUUCCAUGCACUGCGACCUUUGAAAACAAAGAACGCUGUGUAAUGGGAUUGAACGGCACUGUUGAUGGAGUCCAUACUUGGGAAGAGUAUUGGGCACAGUACGAGGCCGGAAACAUCGAGUCAUCAAGAAGAAGGAGAGAAACCGGGUCUUGGGGAACGAUCGGAGUGACAAUCAACUGCAUCCAGGGUUACAAACGAGACACUGAUGCUGGCGUUUGCAACGAUGUUGAUGAGUGUUCAGCUGAUUGUGUAGCUGACGAGCUUUACGGUCUUUGGGACUGUUUCAACACAAACGCGCUGUACACUGGUUUCACCGACAUUACAUGUACUGAUACAGUCAACAACGAUUGUAACGUCGGCUUUUGUAAAAACAUCGAGGAUACAAAUGGCGCUGCUACUGCUGAUAACAUCUGCGUGAAAAUUGAGUCGGAAAACGAGACAAUCAACGUCAAUAAUAAAAACGAUCAUCGAUUAACUCCGUUCAAAUGUGUCAAUACACUUGGAUCAUACUACAUUGAUUGCGCUCAUGGAUACAUGAAAGAUCCGAACACUGGACUCGACCCGACAAGCCCAGAUAUUGAGUGCAUCGAUAUCAACGAGUGCGCCGAUAGUGUAAAUAAUGAAGCUGCGACUACAUCUGUCGCGAAUCCGCUAUGGAAUGAUGUUUCUAUCGAAUGUACUUCAGCCAGUCUUUGCACUGAUAACGAAGGAAGUUACUCGUGCACUUGGGAAUGUGCAGCUGGCGUCGAUUGUACUGGAGAUCAUACGUACUGUGAAUUCGACGCAACAGCGGGACCUCAGUGCCACUGUAAAACGGGAUAUGUUUACAAUGCCGGAAGUGCUCUUUCUCCGGACUGGAAAACAAAGGAUGUUGGUGAUGUUAGCUGCGUAGACGUCGAUGAAUGUCAAGGACUCGAUGUUGAUAGCGACACGGUCAGAAUCACUCAUAACUGCAACUUUGAUAACCUUGAUGACCAUGGUCACCAGAGUCAACUGUGUACCAAUACUGAUGGGAGUUUUUACUGCUCAUGUCUUCCUGGCUAUGAUUUAUCAUACGAUGAAAUCACUCAACAAUACAGCUGCACUGACAUCGAUGAAUGUGAUGAAAUAACCUAUAAUAAUCAAGUUCUUCAUAAUUGUCUUAGCGCCGAUUACUGCAUCAACUUGGAUGGAUCAUACACAUGCGAUAACGAGUGUACUGAUCAUACGGUUUGCGGGGAUCAUGGUCGAUGCGUUGUUGAUCAUGAUGGUAAUCUUUUCUAUCUGAUGGGAAUUCACAAUGGAUACGUGGAUCCCUCCACUGACAAAACCGCAAAAGGAGAAAAAUGUAUAUGUGAUGAAGGAUAUGAGUUUAAUGGCUCAAUAUGUGAUGACAUCAAUGAGUGCUCAACGCUUAACUAUUGUGACGCUACCGACGCUGGUGGGGCAAUCACUGGAGCUAUCGAAGCAGAAUGUGAAAAUCUCGAUGGGGGAGUAAAUUGCUACUGUCCAAAAGGAUAUUACGACAAUGAAAAAGAUCCAGCUACUCCUUACCUUGAGUGUGUAGACAUAAACGAGUGCGAAGACGGCAUCGCGAAUGAUCCUCAAGAUGGAGACACCGAUGCUUGCAAUCCUGAUUGGGCCUCUUUGACUUCAGUCACUUUCUUAGAUGGAACUUCUGUCAGCUCAGCACUCGGUGGACUGCAUUGCAUUAAUACUGAUGGAUCAUACGAAUGUUUGAAACUUUGCAGCGUCGACACUUGCGUUGAUUCGACUGUAGCCAAUCACCCACCUUCAGAGUGCGAGGUUCAGAUCAUAGGAGAUGCAGCGACAGAAAUUUGUAUCUGUCCGUCUGGAUUCGAGUACGAUGGAGCACUUGGCUGUGUUGAUAUAAACGAGUGUGACAAUGAUCCAUGUGAUUUGACUGUCACGGGAUCAAAGUGUGUCAAUGACAUUGGCUACUAUCACUGCGAGUGUGAUAACAUAGUUGGAAAUACUUUGAUCGGAUGGACAGUUGGUGUCGGAGAAAAUGCAGUCACUUGCACAAAUAUCAACGAGUGCACUGUCGACUCAGAUAAUGAGUGUUAUAGUAUGGAGUACUGCACUGAUACUGACGGUGGCUACGAUUGCAUUGAUCCCAUUUGCACCGAUACAAGUUUCUGCGGCACUUACGCACCUCUAGCUGAUCCAAAUACUCUUGAGUGCUUUAUGACCGUCGACACAGGCGUUGCCGGCUCAGCAGUCAAGGACUGCCGCUGUAUCGACGGCUACGAAGCCAAAGGAACAUCUGGAAAUGGUCUUAUUUGCUACAAUAUCGAUGAAUGCGCUACCGAUCAGCACACUUGCACUGCAGCAGAUGAAGAAUGUGUCGAUAUCAUGGGAUCAUUUUUCUGCCGUUGUCCAGAAGGAUACGAGUACAAUGCAGCGGAAACAGAAUGUGUCAAGAUAGAUAUCUGCGAUGCAACAACUUAUCCUGGCCGAUAUCCUUGUGGUGCGGAUCAAUCAUGCAACUGGCUCAGUUCUAGCUCUGGCUCCUGGCAAGAAGUUAGCCUUGAUCAAGGUGAUGCGAAGUGUGGCUGUCCAAUUUGCCCUGAUUGCAAAGCAAGACAUGGCGAUUAUUCCAAGUGUAAUAGUAAUCUACUAAGCACUGAUUCGACUCUUGUUGAUGCGAAUGGAUAUUCAGACAGCAUGAAUUACUAUGAUUGCGACUGUCAAGAAGGAUACGAGUGGGAACGAGAUGGGGAUUAUGUACUGAUACCAUACUCAACCUGUAUUGACAUCAACGAGUGUGAGACAGAACAAGAUCCUUGUGGAAUCAUGCCCAUGCCUAGUCGACCUGGUCGCUCUGCUGUAAGCUUAUUCAGUAGAUCUGGCGCCCGUUUGCAGGUAGUUGAAUCAAGAGAGCUCCGCCCAGUUCCAGCAUAUCAAGCCGUGGACAGCAUGUGCUACAGUAAGAAGAAUCCGUCUGUUUUCCUUGAGUGCCCCGCUGGAUCAACAAUUUCCGUAACUUACGCUGCUCACGGUCGAUGGGAUGAAGAAACCUGCUGUUUCUCUUCUUCUGGUUGUCCAACUUGCGACAUCAACAACGAUUUCAAUCUCAUUCCAUACAUCAAUGCUGCUUGUAAGGGUCAAGAAUCUUGCGAAUUCAUCGUUAAUGGACAGACUUUCAUCCCUGAUUGCAUCGACAGUUCUACUGGUGACUCCGUUAGAGCAUAUGUUGAUAUCAAGUGGGACUGCGUAGCCGAAGUGCGGAUCGAAGAAUCAGUCAAUUCCGGAAGCGACUAUACUCAAGAUAGAAUUUGCAUUAAUUACCCUGGAUACUACGUAUGCGAAUGCGCCCUUGGAUACGAGCUUGUAAAUGGAGUUUGUGAAGAUAUUCCCGAAUGUACUCGAGAUCUGCAUACUUGCACUCACGAUGUAGAUGAAUGUGUCGAAACUGACGGCUCUUAUUACUGUCAGGGUGAUUGCGCGACGGAUACUGACGGGGAUGGCUAUGUCUCCAAAGCUGACUGUAUUUGUCUCGAGUGCGAAGCUGGCUGUGGCGAUGCAGGGUCAUUUUCUUACUGCGAAGUCUCAGAUCAUGCGGAUGCCCGAAAACCAACCCAAUGUGUUUGCCAACUUGGAUAUGAAAAAGCAUCGGCUGAUCCGCUCGAGACUCAGUGUGUUGACAUUCCUGAAUGUGACGACGCAACGAUUUGUGGUAGAUCGACAGAAAAUUGCGAUACCUCGGUCAACCCUGAUUGCGCCCUGUAUGACUGCAUCGAAUUCAGUGGAUCUUAUGAAUGUCGAUGUCCACAUGGUUACGAACCUGAUCAAAAUGAUCCCGACCUCUGUAUUGAUAUCAACGAGUGUACCUCCAACAACCAUGUUUGCAUCGACGCGAAGUUCUGUCAAAACACGAUGGGCUCGUAUGAAUGCAUUCUCGUCUGCGACGAUUGCAGCGGAAUCGAAAAUUCUCAUUGCGAAAUGAACGUCGCUGAAGAUGACUUAAUUUGCGUUUGUGAUGUUGGUUUCAGAAGCGAAGCUGCGCCAGGUGAUAAACUUGCGCCAGGAGAUUGUGUUGAUAUCGAUGAAUGUGAUACUACAAACAUUUGCACGGACAGCAACGCGCUGUGCGACAAUACAUUCGGUAGCUAUAACUGCAAAUGUCCUGAAGGAUACGAGCUUAUUGUUGAUUUCGACUCGUCUGAUCCAACUACAACUGAAUAUUGUGUAAACAUAAAUGAGUGCGACCUUAGCCGAGAGUUCAUUCAUCACUGUUUUGACAAUCAGACGUGCGUUGACAGCGAUCCAGGUCUUGACGGAAGCGGUCAGCUCUACACUUGCGAGGAUAACUACUCUUGUCUGUGCACGGACGAUUGCAAUAACGCUCCCCAUACCGUUUGCAAAAUGGAAUACAUCGCCGCGGCAAAUCAAGGCGCCACUUGUGAGUGUGAAGUUGGCUACGACUGGAUCACCACUGGUGUCAUUGCUGAUGGAUGUGAAGAUGUUGAUGAAUGUAGUGAUCCAACAUUGAACGAUUGCGCUGGUGAUCACAAAAUUUGUGAUAACACGAUUGGAUCGUAUGAGUGUAUUUGCCCCAGUGGGUAUGAAUACGGCAUUCCUACCGGUGUAGAGACGCUCAAUACAGUUCCGUGCAUUGAUAUUAAUGAGUGCACUGAUGAUACCCACACUUGCGACCCGAAUGCUCAAUGUGACAAUACAAUCACUCCCGGCAGCUACGAUUGCUCUUGCAAUGCUGGUUUUUGGGACAGCGAUCCUGCUAAUCCUGGACACAAGUGCUACCCAGACUGCCCCAAUUGCUCCGCUCGACCCUUUAUGAAAUGCAAUAACGAUUUGACCAAUCCCGAAUGUGUUUGCAUCGACGAUACAUAUUUCCGACUUGCUGAUCCAAAUGAUCUCUCUGCUGGCUGCGUUGACAUCAACGAGUGCGAAGAACAGACAGAUGACUGUAGUUCCAUUCAAGUUGGCAUUCCAAGAGAGUGCCAAAAUGAGCUCUUUGGGUUUUCAUGUUGUUGUCCAGCCGGUAGUCAGCUCAAUGAGCUGACGGGAGAUUGCGAAGAUAUUGACGAAUGUGCUCUAGAUAUCCAUCACUGUCAUAUUAACGCUGACUGUGACAACCGCAUCUUCCCCACUGCGAGCUAUGACUGCACUUGCAAAACUGGUUAUCGCGGAAACGGAUAUGAAUGCUUCAAAAUCGAAUGCCCGACAACUUGCGAUCCUGUCAGCCAAGAGUGCACUUUCAUCAACGAUCCAAUUCACAACCCACAUAUUUGGGAGCCAAGCUGUAUCUGCAACGAACCAGGAUUCGAACAAAAUGGCGUUGACGCGAGCAAUAAUCCAAUUUGCGACGACGUUGACGAGUGCAGUACUGGCGAUCACAAUUGCGAUGCUCUUUUCACUACAGGUGGAGGACCGCAAGCUGGCAAUUUGCCCCUCAUCUGUAAGAACACAAUUGGCUCUUUCUCCUGCGAGUGUCCGUAUGGCUUUGAUAGACUAAGCCACGACGGUGACUGCGAGUGGAUCCCACUUGAAUGCGCGGAGACAUGUACGGCUGAGCAAUAUUGUGGCCCAAGAGAUGAUGGAGCUGGACUUGAGUGCAGAUGCAAUGAUGGCCUCAAGACAUUUGUUGAUGCUAAUGGCACUGUCACAUGCGAAGAUGAUGACGAAUGCCAAGAUUCAAGCAAGAAUGACUGUGACGCGAUUACGGAAGUUUGCUACAAUACUCUUGGAAGUUAUGUCUGUCCAUGCGCAAUCGGCUAUAAACAACAAGUUGCUACUAAUGGAAGUAUAAGCUGUGUAGAUGUUAAUGAGUGCGACAUAAACGAAACCGGAAUUGAUCCAUGUGACAUCAAUGCCGAGUGCACCAACACGCAGGGAAGCUAUUUCUGCGAGUGCGAUGAGUGGUACAUUGGAACAGGCGAUAUUUGCAUCUUCCACACGCAACUUCCUUGCGAGCUAGACUGCGAUCCUGAUUGUGGCGACAACGCUGAAUGUAUCGUUGAUGGCAGUUUAAUUGGCCCAGCUGAAUGCGCUUGCUGGCCUGGUUUCGAAGGCGACCCUGUUGCUGGAUGUAUUGAUAUAAACGAGUGCAAUAUUACUGAUAUUUGUGACGCCACAGAGAUCUGUGUUAACAUCAUUGGAUCAUACUCUUGUGUUGAGUGCCCAGAGUGCGUUGACUACGCUCACUGCGCAGUGAUGCCUGAUGCUUCUAUGGGUUGCUAUUGCGACGAAGGCUUUGCCCCUUUCUUCGACCCCGAUACUUUAGAGAUCACUAGAUGCGUAGAUAUUAACGAAUGUGAAGAUAAUACGAUCGUAACCGGCUGUACAAUCACUGAAUACUGCGAAAACACACAUGGUGAGUUUGAAUGCCGCUGCAAAACUGGAUAUCGACGGAAUGCCGCGGGCGAUUGUGAAGACAUCGACGAGUGUCAAGAUCAAACUCAUCAAUGUGGUCCGAAUUCUAUUUGCGACAAUAUUCCCUAUGACAUCACUCUUUUCCGCGGAUAUGAGUGUAGCUGCCCACCAGAUUUCAUCGGAAACGGAUUCGACUGUCUACCAGACUGCGAGCUCUGCGGAGUGAAUACGGACUGUGUUGUUCUCCCGGACCGAUCAGACAAGGAAUGCAAUUGCAAACCUGGAUAUGAACUUGACGCUUCAGGAGAAUGCAUCGAUAUCAAUGAAUGUGAACGAGAGCCACUUACUUCUUGCGGUACCAAUACAGAGUGCUACAAUUGUGAUGGCGACUAUACAUGCGAUUGUAAAGACGGAUAUCAAUUUGAUACAAACGGCUUUGAUUGCAUCGACAUUCACGAGUGCGCCGAUGUCAAUCUUCACGGAUGCGCUGCGAUCGCCGACUGUAUUGAGCUCCCAGGUUCGUGGAACUGCGAAUGUCCAGCUGGAUUCGAAGGAAAUGGAUUCAUUUGCCACGAGAUUUGCCCAGUUAUCGGCUGUGGCGAUAACGAGUUCUGUACGACAAUGACUUCAACAUCCGCCGGAACAAUUUUCGAAACCCAGUGCCUUUGCAACCCUGGUUUUGAGCGCGAUGCCACGGGUGAUUGCAUUGAUAUCAAUGAGUGCGAUGAUCCGACGCAGAACAUUUGCGACGAUGCUAUUCCUGUUGAAGUUUGUAUUAAUACUGCUGGUUCUUACGCCUGCGGCUGCCCGGCCGGAUAUGCUGUUGGUGGCGAACCGAUGUUGGGAUUAGUAAGGGCCACGACUGGAGACUGCUUGAAUAUAAACGAGUGUGAUUACGACCACCGGUGUCAUCCAAGAGCUGACUGUAUCGAUACUGAUGGCAGUUACACAUGCUCUUGCACAGGAGAGACUUAUGGAAAUGGAAAAGAUUGCCCUUGCCUUGAUGGAUUUGCUGCUGUUAAUGAGACAUCAGAAUGUUUGGACAUUCACGAGUGUGAUCUGGGAAUUCACUUCUGCGAUGUCAACGCUGAUUGUGAGAACACUUACGGCAGCUACGACUGUGAAUGCAAGGAAAAUUACUUUGGAGACGGGCUCAGGUGCUUCGAGACUUGCCCCGUCUGUGGAGUCAACGCUUUCUGCUCAUUCAUUCAAAAUACUCCAACAUGCGAAUGUCACACUGGAUACGCAGGAAAUCCUGCUACCAUUUGCGAUGACAUAGACGAGUGUGAAACUGGAGCUCACAUUUGUGAUAGCUACCUCAUCCCGGAAAGAUGCGUGAAUACCAUCGGAGCGCAUACCUGCGAGUGCCCAAUUGGCUACAAAGGUGAAGGUGAUGGAGAUUGUGUCAAUAUCAACGAAUGCGUCGAUGAUCUGCACAACUGUGACGUCGAUGCUGACUGCAUUGAUACUGAAGGCUCUUUCGCGUGCGAAUGCAAAGAUGGCUUCCUCGGCAACGGAUGCUUCUGCCACCCAAUUUGCACUAAUACAACCUGUGGUCCAAACGCUCACUGCACUCUUGCUGAUAAUCCUGGAAAUACCGAUGGCGACUUGGAAUGCCGCUGCAACAAUGGUUUCGAAGAGGUCUUUGGGUCGAACCCGCUCGAGUGCGUCGACAUCAAUGAAUGUCUCGUAGACGUUCUUUCAUGUGAUCCUCUUCUAGAAGAUUGUGUCAACAAUGUUGGCGGCUUUGAGUGCAAGUGUAAAGAUGGUUUCAAAUAUCCCGAAGGGGAAAAUAGCGGAUCCGCAGAUUGCAUCAACAUCAAUGAGUGUGAAGAUCAGACCGAUGAUUGUCAUAGAUCAUCACUCUGUGAGGAUACUUUUGGAAGCUACACAUGCACUUGUGUCAAUGGCUUCAUUGGGAACGGCAAAGACUGCCAGCCAGAAUGCCCAGAUUGCGGCGAAAAUGGCAGAUGUGUUAUCAUUUCCCAGGACUUGCCAACUGGAGGUACCGGUCUCUUCACUUAUUGUAAAUGCGCAGACGGCUACACGACCAACGCCGAUGGCAAAUGCGAAGAUGUCGAUGAAUGUCUCCUGGAUCUUUGCGGACCUAAUACGGACUGCGAAAAUUUCCCUGGCAGCUACCUCUGUCCAUGCGCUGAUGGUUUCACUGAGAACGCAGUUGGCAUCUGCGAUGAUGUCGAUGAGUGUUCUCUUGAUCCGAAUCCAUGUGAUGGGAACGCGGACUGUCUUAAUACUUUUGGCUCGUAUUUGUGCACUUGCAACGAAGGAUAUGCCGGCGACGGCGAAUGCUGCAAGCCAGAGUGCCCCGACUGCGGCAUCAACGCACAUUGCGUUAUUGAAAAUAACCAGUCUUCAUGCGUUUGCAAAGCUGGCUACGAUGGAGAUCCACUUGUCGAGUGUGAGGACGUUGAUGAAUGCGACAAUCUUAUGAAUGAUUGCUGGAUCACAAAUGAUCUGUGCGUCAAUUUGCCGGGCAGCUAUCUUUGUACUUGUCCAGAUGGGUUUGCUCGCGAUCCUGAUACAGGAAUUUGCGAGGACCGUGAUGAAUGCAGCGACACCACUCACAACUGCGGAACAAACGCUAUCUGUGAAAACACCGAGGGCUCAUGGACUUGCGAAUGUCCAACUGGAUACGAAGGAAACGGACUUUUCUGUGUUUCCAAGAAGGAAAUUGUCCGCUGCACCGAGGAUUGUCUCGAUACCGAACAAUGCGUCUACGACCUGGACAGCGACGAGUACCGAUGCGAAUGCGCCGCUGGGUAUGAAGCCGAUGUUGAUGGCGUUUGCGUGGAUAUCAACGAGUGCAAGGCUGUCGUUUGCGAUGCUGGAUACACUUGCACAAAUUAUCCCGGAGGAUACGAUUGCGUCUGCCCACCCGGAUUCGAGCACGAUCCGAUUACUUCAACAUGUAUCGAUAUUGAUGAGUGUCUGACAAAACAGCAUGACUGCGCGGAAACGGCUUUCUGUACAAAUUUAUCAGGAAGCUAUCUCUGUACUUGUGAAACUGGCUACACCGGAAACGGCAGAACUUGCGAAAAAACCGUCAUCUGCGGCGAGAUCGACCUGUGCCAUCCAACCGCAACUUGCGAUGAGCUGACAUCUGCACAGGAUCUUUACAGCUGUACUUGUCCGCCGGGAACGACUGGAAACGGAUUUGACAAAUGCGAAGAUAAUGUUGCCGUCUGCGAACCAAGCUGUGGAACUGGCAAGAUGUGUGUUCUCGGAUCGAAUGGACAGGGAAUCUGUAUUUGCCAGGAAGGAUACGAAGCUAAGGCGGAUGGAAGCUGCUCUGAUGUUGAUGAGUGCGAGACGAUUGGCUGCUCGAACGGCAUGGAAUGUGUCAAUCUUCCUGGAAGCUUCCAGUGUCUUUGCGCUCCAGGAACAGAAGCAAAGAUCUCAUCCACAGGCGACGUCGUCUGUGGCGACACAAACGAAUGUUCCGCCGACAACAUGUGUUCCAGCAACGCCAACUGCAUCGACUUGAAUAUGGCUGUCGACGGAGAGCCUUAUCGCUGCGAGUGUAAGGAAGGCUACCACGGAACAGGCACAACAUGCUGCGAUACUAACGAGUGCGGCGAUGAGAGUCACAAUUGCGACGAAAACGCGACGUGCAAGAAUACAGAGGGCAGCUACGAGUGCUACUGCAAGACGGGAUGGGAAGGCAAUGGGAAACAAUGCAAUCCAAUUUGCCCUGAAAAGCAAAAGAUCGGCGCUGACGGAGAAACUUGCGAGUGCAAAAAUGGCUACAGACCGGUCGAUCCGCCAGGAGACGAGCUGGAAUGCGAGGAUAUCGACGAAUGCACGGAAGAGCUUCAUAAUUGCGACGUCAAUGGAAUCUGUCUCAAUACUGACGGUUCUUACAUCUGCGACGGUUGCGUCGAUCCCUGGCACGGAAGUGGCUACAAAAAUGAGUGCUGCGAGGAAGAAUGCGGCUCCAACCAGGCCUGUUUCUUCAUGGAGUGCAAAUGCAAGCCCGGUUAUUACAAGGACUACAUUACUGGCGAGUGCUUCCCCUACUGUGAUCCAGUCUGUAGCCGCUUGGAAGUCUGCGACAAGGGCCGCUGCGUCUGCAAAAAGGGCUACACAAGAAACAUCCUUGGAGAGUGCGAAAAAGUACCUUGCGAUUGCCAUGAUCUUGCCCAGUGCGAAGUCACUACUAACUCUCUCGGACAGAUGCUUGAUGCGGAGUGCGUUUGCAAUUCCGGCUUCGAAGGCGACGGUGUCGACAGUUGCGAAGACAUCAACGAGUGCGACGUCGAUCCGACCAUUUGCGGCGAGAAUAUUGCUUGCUGCAAUCUUUACGGUGAUUUCGUCUGCGUCUGUCCUUGUGGAUACCAGUACGUAGAAGAGACUCAGAGCUGCAUUGACAUCGAUGAAUGCGCAUCAGGAUCGCACGCUUGUGACGAAACUCAGGAUUGCUUCAAUCAAGACGGUUACCACGAGUGCGCAUGCCGACCCGAAGAUUGCGGACUCGUCCUGGCCAACAAGCGAAUCGAAAUGCGACUUCCUUGCGUCAAACCCGAGCCUUACAAUCCCUAA
This is a messenger RNA of Oikopleura dioica, 15876 nucleotides long. The record is from the annotation of a GenBank genome assembly. Lineage: Eukaryota; Metazoa; Chordata; Appendicularia; Copelata; Oikopleuridae.